Effrenium voratum is the source of this 1887-nucleotide messenger RNA. Lineage: Eukaryota; Dinophyceae; Suessiales; Symbiodiniaceae. The record is from the annotation of a GenBank genome assembly.
AUGGCCUCGCGAGAUGCAGCCCGCCUGCUUCUGUCCCGUGUGAGGGGGCCAGCUGGGCCCAUGCUGCGAUCGUUCAGCGCUGCUGCGGGCAAGCCUGUGCACGGUCAGCGGAAGGCCCCGGUGCGCAUGACCACGGAGGAGGCUUUCGUGAAGACUCUCCAGAUGCAUGGCAUCAAGAACGCCUUUGGCAUCAUUGGCUCUGCCAUGAUGCCGAUCUCGGACCUCUUCCCGGCAGCAGGCAUCAAAUUCUGGGACUGUGCACACGAGUGCAAUGCUGGAAUGAUGGCUGAUGGCUACACACGGACAACUGGGAAGAUGUCGAUGAUGAUCGCACAGAACGGGCCGGGCAUCACCAACUUUUUGACGCCGGUGAAGACGGCCUACUGGAACCAUACUCCGCUGCUGCUGGUCACUCCGCAGGCGGCGAACAAGACCAUCGGCCAGGGUGGAUUUCAGGAGGUGGAGCAGAUGAACAUGUUCAAGGACUGCGUUUGCUACCAGGAGGAGGUGCGAGACCAUACCCGUAUCAUCGAGGUGCUGAAUCGUGUGAUCGAGAAGGCGCUGCACUGCAGCGCCCCGGCGCAGAUCAACAUCCCCCGAGACUACUGGACUCAGGUGGUGGAGCUGCCUUUGCCCACGGGCGUGAAGCUGGAGCGCACCGGCGGUGGCAAGGAGUCCACCAAGCGCGCCGCGGAGAUCCUCUCCCAGGCCAAGUUCCCCGUCAUCCUCAACGGCGCAGGUGUCAUCCUCUCUGGAGCUUCAGAGCAGUCUGUGAAGCUGGCAGAGCGCUUGGGCGCGCCUGUUUGCUGCAACUACCAGCACAACGACGCCUUUCCAGGUGACCAUCCGCUGCACAUGGGGCCUUUGGGCUACAACGGAUCCAAGGCAGCCAUGGAAAUGAUGUCCAAGGCGGACGUGGUUCUGGCACUGGGCACCAGGCUGAACCCCUUUUCCACUUUGCCGUGCUACGGCAUUGAGUACUGGCCGAAGGAUGCCAAGCUGAUCCAGGUUGACAUCAACGGUGACCGUAUCGGCCUCACCAAGUCAGUGGACGUCGGCAUCCAGGGGGAUGCAGGCUUGGUAGCUGAGCAGCUGCUAGAGCAGCUGUCUCCGGAAGCCGGGAAGAGCGGCCGGGCGGAGCGGGAGGCUCUGGUGAAGGAGAAGAAGGCAGCCUGGGCCGCUGAACUGGAGAGCCUGGACCACGAGCAGGACGACGAGGGCACCACCUGGAACCAGCGCGCGCGCACGGCGGCGCCGGACUUCAUGUCUCCGCGCCAAGCCUGGCGCGCCAUCAUGCGCGUCAUGCCCGAGGAGGCGAUCAUGUCUUCAGACAUUGGCAACAACUGCGCCAUCGGCAACGCCUACCCCUCUUUUUCAUCGCCCCGAAAGUACCUGGCCCCGGGCCUCUUUGGGCCCUGCGGCUAUGGCUUCCCUUCCAUCCUGGGAGCCAAGGUUGGCAACCCCAACGUGCCGGUGGUGGGCUUCGCUGGGGAUGGCGCCUUCGGCAUCUCCGUGAACGAAAUCACCGCCUGCGGACGGGGCGAUUGGCCCCCAGUGACAAUGGUGGUCUUCCGGAACUUCCAGUGGGGCGCGGAGAAGCGCAAUACCACACUGUGGUACGAUGACAACUUUGUGGGCACUGAGCUCAACAAAGGCGUGGAGUACGCGGAGAUGGCCAGGGCCUGCGGUCUGAAGGGCGUGAAGGUGCAGUCGGUAGAGCAGCUGGAGCAGGCGUUGAGCUCAGCCAUCGAGGGCCAAAUGAAGCGGGGAGAGACCACCCUGGUGGAGGUGCUGCUGAACCAGGAGCUGGGCGAGCCCUUCCGCAGGGACGCCAUGAAGAGGCCGGUGCAGGUCGCACCCAUCAACGCCAGCGACAUGUGCGAGUGA